Messenger RNA from Bufo gargarizans (Asiatic toad), 2271 nucleotides. Its product is annotated as zinc finger protein 260-like. Gene Ontology annotation, biological process: regulation of transcription by RNA polymerase II. Gene Ontology annotation, molecular function: RNA polymerase II cis-regulatory region sequence-specific DNA binding; DNA-binding transcription factor activity. Lineage: Eukaryota; Metazoa; Chordata; Amphibia; Anura; Bufonidae. The record is from RefSeq and is a predicted model, not a curated record. Bases 4 to 2271 code for a protein of 755 amino acids. The transcript is spliced from 3 exons.
GCCAUGAUGGAGGAGCACCAGCCUCUUACAUCACAGGAGAAUUCCAGUAAAGAUUUUAAAGGAAACUUCUUGCUAAGACCAAAUUAUAAAGUAGAACAUGAAGAUCUCAUGCAGCACUCUUCAGGAGGCAACCAUGUUAAUCUUAAUGUAUUUUCAGGACUUCCUAUUACAGAUCUAUCACAUAAUCCCCCUAAUCAUGAGGAACCUUCUGUUAACCAAUCACAGAUUGUUACCAGAAGUGCAGGUCAAAAAGAGCUCCAGCCUGGUAAAGAGUUUACAAAGAGAUCUAGUCACAGAACUACACACAGAAGAAUUCACAGUGUGGAGAAGCGCCAUUUAUGUUUAGAAUGUGAGAAAUAUUUUACGGAUAAAUCAAGUCUUGUUAAACAAAAGAGUAGUCAUAGAGGAAAGAAGCCAUAUUCGUGUUCAGAAUGUGGGAAAUACUUUGGCUAUAAAUCAAUUCUUGUUCAACAUGAGAUAAAUCACACAGGAGAGAAAACAUACUCCUGUUCAGAAUGUGGGAAAUGUUUUGCACAAAAAUUUGAACUUGCUUACCAUAAAAUACGUCACACACAAGAGAAGCGAUAUUCAUGUUCAGAAUGUGGGAAAUGUUUUGUAGAUAAAUCAUAUCUUGUUAUACAUGAGAGGAUUCAUACAGGGGAGAAACCAUAUUCAUGUUCAGAAUGUGAGAAAUGUUUUGCAGAUAAAUCAAGUCUUGUUAAACAUGAAAGAAUUCACACAGGAGAGAAGCCAUAUGCAUGCUUAGAAUGUGAGAAAUGUUUUUCAGAUAAAUCAAAUCUAGUUACACAUGAGAAAAUUCACACAGGAGAGAAGCCAUAUUCUUGUUCAGAAUGUGAGAAAUCUUUUAUACUUAAAUCACAUCUUACAAGACAUAAUAGAAUUCACACAGGAGUGAAACCAUAUCCAUGCUCAGAAUGUGGAAAAUGUUUUGCACGUAAAACAAAUCUAGUUAGACAUGAGAGACUUCACACAGGAGAGAAGCCAUAUUCUUGUUCAGAAUGUGGAAAAUCUUUCAAAAAUAAAUCAUAUCUUAUUAGACAUAAGAGAAUGCACACAGAAGUGAAGCUGUAUUCAUGUUCAGAAUGUGAGAAAUGCUUUAGCUAUAAAUCAAGUCUUGUUAAACAUGAGAGAAUUCACACAAGAGAGAAGCCGUAUGCAUGCUUAGAAUGUGGGAAAAGUUUUAACCAAAAAUCAGGACUUUUUUCCCAUGAGAGAAUUCACACAGGAGAGAAGCCAUAUUCGUGUUCAGAGUGUGGGAAAUGUUUUAAACAAAAAUCAGAACUUGUAACACAUAAGAGAAGUCACACAGGGGAGAAACCAUAUUCAUGUACAGAAUGUGGGAAAUGUUUUGCACAGAAAACAAGUCUUAUUUCACAUAAAAGAGGUCACAGAGGAGAGAAGCCUUAUUCUUGUUCAGAAUGUGGGAAAUCUUUUCUACAGCAAUCAAGUCUUUUUUCACAUAAGAGAAUUCACACAGGGGAGAAACCAUAUUCAUGUACAGACUGUGGGAAAUGUUUUGCACAGAAGUCAAGUCUGGUUUCACAUAAGAGAACUCACACAGGAGAGAAGCCAUAUUCAUGUUCAGAAUGUGAGAAAUGUUUUACACAUAAAUCAAGUCUAGUUGCACAUGAGAGAAUUCACAAAGGAGAGACGCCAUAUUCAUGUUCAGAAUGUGGAAAAUGUUUUACACGUAAAUCAAGUUUUGUUACACAUGAGAGAAAUCACACAGGAGAGAAGCCAUAUUCAUGUUCAAAAUGUGGGAAAUGUUUUGCAAAUAAAUCAGAUUUUGUUAAACAUGAGAGAAUUCACACAGGAGAGAAGCCAUAUUCAUGUUCAGAAUGUGAGAAAUCUUUUACAGAUAAAUCAAGUCUUGCUAGACAUAAGAGAAUUCACACAGGUGAGAUGCCAUAUGCAUGCUUAGAAUGUGGGAAAUGUUUUAAACAAAAAUCAGAACUUGUUUCCCAUGAGAUAUGUCACACAGGAGAGAAGCCGUAUUCAUGUUCAGAAUGUGGAAAGUGUUUUGCACAAAAAUCCACUCUAGUUACACAUAAGAGAUUUCACACAGGAGAGAAGCCAUAUUCAUGUUUAGAAUGUGGGAAACGUUUUACAGAUAAAUCAAGUCUUGUUAAACAUGAGAGAAUGCACACAGGAGAAACUCCAUAUGCAUGCUUAGAGUGUGGGAAAUGUUUUACUACUAAAGCCAAUCUUAAGAAGCAUCAGGCAAGUCACAAAGGAGAGAAGCAGUUUUAA